Messenger RNA from Rotaria sp. Silwood1, 1152 nucleotides. Lineage: Eukaryota; Metazoa; Rotifera; Eurotatoria; Philodinida; Philodinidae. The record is from the annotation of a GenBank genome assembly.
AUGUCUUCGACAAGAAAAAGAUUAUCACGCUUAAAUCAACGAAUAUCACAUGCAUAUAGUCGACAAGCAGCUUUACAUGCUGUAAUUGAUGUUUUUAAUUAUGCCGGUGCACAUGUUUCGGUACCGACAUCAUCAUCAUUAUCUACUAUAACUAGUACUCCAUCUGCAUCUUCUUCAUUACUUUUAUCAACAUCACCAUUACCACCAACUGUUUCAACCGACAAGAAGUCUUGUAUCUCUUCAUCAUCAUCUUUAUCGUCAUUAUCAGAUUAUUGUGACAACGAUGAUAAUGAUUCUCUAUGUUCUAUUGAUGCUGAAAUAUUCAAUUCAAUCAACAUAGAAAGUUCAGAAAAUGUUUUCACAAACUUUUCUAUCGAUUCUGAUUUUGACAAUCCUUCAACACCUUUCAGUUCAAAAGAAAUAUCUGUAUUACUGAUUGAAUUGCGAUGUCGGCAUUCCUUAACCAAGUCCUGUAUGACACAUAUUUGUCAACUUUUACAACUAUUGCAAGUGCCGAAUGCUCCACUUAGUUUUGAUAGUGUUGAGUCUCAAGUUCUUUGUGCUUAUCAAUCAACAACUUUUCCCACACAAAGCAUCGUAUGUCCCUCUUGUUAUCAAAGAUCUUCGAAUUUAAAACGAUGUACACAUACACAUGGUUGCGCAUCACAAUACUCUUUCAUUCGUUCACCAACUAUUAACUAUACUCUUGCUCUUGAGCCACAAGUGCGUUCGAUUCUUGAAAAAAAUCAAAUUGUUUUUCCAAGACUCAAUCAUGAUUCUAUUUCGGAUAUAACUAAUGGACAAGUUUAUAAAAAGUUACUCAAGAAAGAAAAAACACCAUUUGUAACCUUGUUGAUGAACUCUGAUGGUGGUUUAAUUAAAACAAUUUCAAAAUCAAUAUGGUUAACGAGCUUUGUAGUAAAUGAAUUACCUCGAGCAGCAAAGAUGUUGAAACUUCUUUUGUCAAAACCAUCUGGCACGGCUGGUAUAUCAGAUGCUAUGACUGUAUAUAAUAAAAUAGAUCAUAUUGCUGAAAUUAUCAAUUCAAUAUCAUAUCCGUCAACAACGUACCGACAACCAAGAGAUAUUCGUCUGUUUAGAAAAUUCAAAGGAAAUGAAUUUAGAAUUAUUUUGUUGUUUGGUUAUUCGUGA